Coniosporium apollinis CBS 100218 is the source of this 1011-nucleotide messenger RNA. RefSeq lists its product as uncharacterized. The transcript has 2 exons. Bases 1 to 1011 code for a protein of 336 amino acids. Gene Ontology annotation, biological process: C-terminal protein methylation. Gene Ontology annotation, cellular component: endoplasmic reticulum; membrane. Gene Ontology annotation, molecular function: protein C-terminal S-isoprenylcysteine carboxyl O-methyltransferase activity. NCBI's taxonomy places the organism in Eukaryota, Fungi, Ascomycota, Dothideomycetes. The record is from RefSeq and is a predicted model, not a curated record.
AUGUCGUCCGCACCCAGCACCAGCAACGGCUCCGCCACAGGCACCGGCAGCAGCCAUCCCCCCAACCCCACCUCGAACUACGCCCACGACCCCAGCUCCCCCGCCGACCUCCCCGGCUUCCACCUCCUGCGGCGCCUCAAACAACGCGCCGCCGCCCUCAGCAAUGCCAGCGAAGCGCGCCAAGAAGCGCAGAACCACGAGGCCGAGGAGUCGCUCAAGGCCUCUCUCGCCUCAGUCGGCGGGCCGCGCUACGUCCCCAUGACGGAGUUCCUGCCGCACCACGAGCGCUCUUUGUCGAGCAUCGCUAUGCACGCCUUCCUCUUGGGCGUGGUGCUUGCGCUCAGUCUUGUCGCGACCUUCUCGCUGCUCUACAUACCUUUCCACUCCAAGGAUCCGGAUGAGGGGAGGGAGAACUGGACCCGCCUCUGGCGCGCCACCCUCUUCACCGCCGUCCUCUCCUUCUUCCACUUCAUAGAAUACUACAUCACCGCCAUCCACAACUGCCCCGAGGCAAAAGUCUACGCCUUCCUGCUCAGCAACGGAUCCGCCUACCUCGUCGCGCAAGGUUCCGGCCUCCUCGAAGCCGUUUACACCUCCCUCUACGCUCCCCACUGGCAGUCCCGCUUCAGCUCCCCCUACUCCAUCGCCCUCGGGGUUGUGAUGAUCGUCGUGGGCCAGGCGGCGAGAAGUAUCGCCCUCGCGCACGCGGGCACGAAUUUCAACCUGCAGGUGCAGACGAGGAAGAAAGCCGAGCAUGUGUUGGUCAGACACGGGAUUUAUGGCUAUCUGCGGCAUCCGAGCUACUUUGGGUAUUUCUGGUGGGCGAUUGGGACGCAGGUUGCGAUUGGGAACGUGGUGUGCGGGACUGUGUUUGCCGGGGUGCUGUGGAUGUUCUUUGUGAGGCGCAUACGACGAGAGGAGAAGUGGCUGGAGAUGUUCUUUGGCGACGAGUACGUCGAGUAUCGCAAGCAGACGCGUGUGGGAAUACCCUUUUAUUGGCUGAAUGUUUAG